UGUUGGGAAGGAAGACAUUCACCAAAUCCCGAAGCUAGAAGUGUCCUGCAAUGGCGUCAAACUCCCCAGCACUCAGAGUUCUGGAGAACUCCCGGGUCUCCCCACCACCCGGAUCGGUUGCUACUGCAUCCAUCCCCCUCACCUUCUUUGACGUAAUCUGGUUAAUGCAUUACCAGCCUGUCGAGCGCCUUUUCUUCUAUGACUUCCCCCAUCCAACUGCUCAUUUCAUAGACUCCUGCCUCCCAAACCUCAAAACCUCCCUCUCCCUCACCCUGCAGCACUUCUUCCCUUUUGCCGGUAAUCUCCGUCGCUCCCUCGGCAGCGAUGACCGGUACGAGAUAUGCUACGUCGAUGGCGACUCUGUCCCCUUCACCGUUGCGGAGCACGACGGUGAUUUGAUGAGAGGCGUUGCAAGUGAUAGGAAAGCUUAUUUAUUAUUCCCGGUGGAUUGCAGGGGACGACUGCAACCGCCACUCCCGGCGGCGUACUUCGGAAAUUGUGUAGGGCCUUGUUUUGUAGAGGUAGCGGUGGGCGAUGUUAUUGGAGAAGAAGGGUUUGUAGCGGCGGCGGAGGCAAUUGGGAAAGCAAUUGAAGGAACAAAAGACGGAAUUUUGGAUGAUGCGGAGAGAUGGAUACGAAGACUUGUGCCCGUGCUACAUGAGCUACCCAUGAGUGUUGCGGGUUCACCAAAGUUCAGGGUUUAUGAGACUGAUUUCGGAUGGGGAGGACCGCAGAAGGUUCUGGUGACGUCCAUCUUGGGUCCCGGAGCCAUAUCGGUGGCAGAGAGCAAAGACGAGCAAGGAGGAAUUGAGAUCGGUAUGGUGCUCCUAAAGCAUGUGAUGGAUGAAUUCAGUGCUCGGUUCUGGAAUGGAUUGAAACUCCUUGCAAAAUAAUCGUCGACUCAGGUGCCAGCAGGAUUGGUAACCAUAUUGUCGGUGAGAGGGAGGGUGAGAAGGAGAGAGACGUGUUCUGUUCUAGUUUGAUAAGAUAAAGAGGUUUAUACAAUAAGUAAUUUUCAUGUGAAGGAAACAAAUGAUCGUGGUCCUUUUUGCACAAAUUCUAGCUUCUAAUCAUCUUAAAAAUAUCGAGGCUUGCCUUGUCGUUUGUCGUGGAAAACUAAGGACUUUUUAAUUCAGCUUUUAUAUAGCCCCCUUUUUUUUUUUUUUUUUUAGGGUAAAGAGGAUGCAAAACAGCCAUCCUGAUUUCUUACAUGGGAAUAAUGCGGUGGAGUAUUUGCAGAGUCAGUGAAACAGGAAGAGUCGGACUGCGACAGCAAGAGAUCAAAAGGAGACGUCAACAGGGUCCCUGUUGGCAAUUCAGAGGAGACAAUGAAACAGGGAUUGAGUUCUAUUUGAACCAAUUGAGUGGACCUUUGAUUUUGAUAUUCCAAGACAACCAUUGAGAAGCUACAAGCACCUCCUUUUUAAUGCUAAUUAGUAUAGAUCACAAAAUACAGAAACUGAAUCCGACCGUAAUUAAUCGAGUUUUUUACGAAUCACAACUCGAUUCAAGUUCGGUUGCAUACGAGUUUGGUUUCAUAUGGGUUCGGUUCAUAUGGAUCUUAUUGGAUGGAUUUCUUUGGAUUUCGAUUAUUUGCUCAGUCUUAUUUUCAAAUAUCUUUUUAAAUUACAAUA
Elaeis guineensis (African oil palm) is the source of this 1634-nucleotide messenger RNA. Lineage: Eukaryota; Viridiplantae; Streptophyta; Magnoliopsida; Arecales; Arecaceae. The record is from RefSeq and is a predicted model, not a curated record.